UAAAAAUCAUUUCUUUUCUUGAAAAACAAAACCCAGUUCUUCUUCAUUUUCACCAUCUCCUUCUUUUGAACCCUCUUCCGAUCCCUAAACUUGAGCAGAACAUUCACUCCCUAUUUUAUUUCGCUGAAAAGGGUAAAAAUAAAAAUAAAAACUUUAAUAGAAGCUGUGUGUAUUUAAGAAUGGAGGGAAUACCCACUGGUUAUCGCCCCAACGUUGGUGUUUGUCUAGUCAACUCUGAUAAUCAGGUUUUUGUAGCUUCCAGACUGAAUGUUCCAGGAGCCUGGCAGAUGCCUCAGGGGGGCAUUGAAGAUGGCGAGGAGCCGAGAUCUGCAGCUACCAGGGAAUUGCGAGAAGAAACCGGUGUCGUAUCUGCCGAAAUCAUUGCCGAGAUUCCUAAUUGGUUAACAUAUGAUUUUCCUCCGGCCGUGAAGGCGAAAGUGAAUCGACUCUGGGGAGGCGAAUGGCAUGACCAGGCACAGAAAUGGUUUCUUAUGAGAUUAACAAAAGAUGAGAGUAAGAUCAACUUAGCAACGGGCGAGGCCGACCCGGAAUUCACAGAGUGGAAGUGGACAACCCCUGAAGAGGUCGUUGAGCAGGCUGUGGACUAUAAGAGGCCGACGUAUGAAGAAGUUAUGAAGACCUUCGGGCCUUACCUAAGCUACAAUAGCAAAGCCGUUAAACGUAAAUCAACAAUACGGUGAACGCCAUGCCGUGUUUCUUGCUUACAUUUCGCAAAUCACAAUCGUCUUGAGCGACAAACUGUUCAUACGUUUCAUUCUCAGCUACCAUCCCUUCGUCAAGAGUGCGGCGGAGUGAGCAAACCAAAGAGAAAUUUCUCGAGAUAAUGACUCCGGUCGACAAGUAACACCUGUUGUUUUCAUGAUAAAAAAUUCUGAUCAUUUAACACCACGUUGAUCCGUUUAUUGGUGAAGAUCUUCUGUGAAACCACCAAAGACUCGGAAUCAAGCGGAGCACCACUGGAGGAAGCGGAACCUGAAGGCGUCAUAGCGAAGAAGACAGGCCGAUCCCUACACUUCACAAAGGGAUUUCACUAUCCUCUCUUUUUCAGGCACACAAUGAAGGGCAGUAAUUCAUUUGUGUUCGACAUAG
This is a messenger RNA of Hibiscus syriacus, 1110 nucleotides long. Its product is annotated as nudix hydrolase 25-like. Gene Ontology annotation, molecular function: guanosine-3',5'-bis(diphosphate) 3'-diphosphatase activity; bis(5'-adenosyl)-pentaphosphatase activity. Bases 180 to 701 code for a protein of 173 amino acids. Gene Ontology annotation, biological process: ribose phosphate metabolic process; nucleoside phosphate metabolic process. Gene Ontology annotation, cellular component: chloroplast. The record is from RefSeq and is a predicted model, not a curated record. NCBI's taxonomy places the organism in Eukaryota, Viridiplantae, Streptophyta, Magnoliopsida, Malvales, Malvaceae. The transcript has 7 exons.